AUGACUGAUCCGCCAGGCUCAAACUUGCAUUGCAACAACUAUAGUGCUUUGAGCAUUAAUGUAACUUUUUUCAUGAUCAUCCUAUAUGCUGCCAUAAAAAUCAGUCAUGGUGCAAAUGUGAAGCCUCAGACUGAAAAGUAUCAGCCGGAUUAUCGAUAUUAUCACAACCUUACGCGAGCGAUAGCUGAUGCCACAGAUUUGAUAAAAAGGUACGGAAGUUUUCUUUUUAGAGAUGAUGAAUAUCAGUCAAGAUCUGGCAAGUCCCAGGUUAACUUCAGAGUUUUUAAUUCUUCACAGGAACCAAAUAAACUGCGUUCAAGAAUUUUAUUAGCGUACGGUGAACAUGCAAGGGAGUUUUUUCCAAUAGAGAGCAUGUUUUACUUUAUGAGAAAUUUGACAGCAGGUCUCGAUACAGAACAGGAAGGCAGACCAGGUCGGUCUUUUUCUCAGUGGGUUUUGAACAACUUUGACAUUUAUGUCAUCGGUCUGGCUAACCCUGAUGGGAAAGACUUUAUAGAAAAAAGUAAGAACUACUGUUGGCGAGGGACAGGAACUGGAGUCGACAUCAAUCGGAAUUUUGAUUGGAAUUAUGGUGGAAAUGGAAGCUCAAAGGAUCCUCAAGAUGAUGAAUACAGAGGGCCUUAUGCAUUUUCAGGUACCCGGUAUUUAAAUCACCAAAAUUUUAACUUGAAAUAUGUUUUGCUCAUUUGAAAGAAUGUUUUUUUUUAUUCUUAAAAGAUGUAAUUUUUGAGCCACCAUUUUAAUUUAUCAUAGUGACCAGAUUAAAAUGAAGUUUGAAAUAACUAUAUUUUUCCAACAGUCUUUCUUAACUACAUUUUAAAAGUUAAAUUCAAUUCUCAUAUUCUGUGACCGCUGAGUAGCAAUGCUUCAUACAUAUUUAAUAAAUGAUCCACAGAGCCAGAGACUAAUGUAUUCCAAUACCUGGCCGAAACUGUGAAAUUUGAUGCUUUUGUCUCUUUUCACUCAGGAGUCCGUCACAUAUACAUUCCUUAUGCAGGUAUUGUUAUAUAAAUGUUAAAAUGUUUUGAAUAAUUAUAAGUUUAAGUGAUCAAGCUCCGCUUCAAGUCUGGGUGGUUUUAGGAUGGCAGGGAAGGAUGAGGAUGUUAGGGGAAAUUUUAGAGAUAUAUGGUGGAGAUGUUAGAAUAGAGGGUAAUGAUCGCAUUGUAUGGUUGAGAAUGAAUGGGGUUAGGGGUCCUGAUUACAUGUUGCCGUUAAAGGAUAUGAGGCAUGAGGUGGGUAGUGGCAACCUCAUGCCAAUGAUUCUAUGUACACAGUAUUUGAGGUAGGUGUUCCUAGGCAACCAUUUCAUCCCAGCUGCUUCGUAAAUUAGUUGUGAGGUAGAAACUGGCUGUAGAAAUCCCCAUUAGACGGUGUCUGGCCCCCUUCCCAGGAUGGGCGGGGGAAGAUUUUAGGGCGUAAAUACAUCAUCCAGACUCCUCGGAAAGUUGACUUCUGACGCUUUGAGAGCGUCACCAGCUUACCAGAUGUCCUUGGGCUUGGGUGGCAUCCGUUGGUACUCGAUCGAGUAGGUGCUGGCGAAGGCUGCCCUGGCAAAGGGAGAUCUCCAACAUGUCGUCAAACUUACUUCGUCAAAUGUCAUUUGUGGUAGUUUAUUUUGGUUAAACUGAAGAAGUAAGUUUACAAACAUAAAGUUCAUUCAAUUAUCUUUCAUUUGAUACCUUAUUUUGUCUUACAAACCCUACAAUAAUAUUUUAAAUAGUUUUUUUAAUCCCCAACUCUCACUUCUGGUACCUGGGUACGAACAGUCGCAGCCUUUGAGGUUUGUGUGUGAAAAGUUUGGGGAGAGGCUAGAGCUUGAGGAAGUUGGGUAUGUCACAGUUUAAAGAAUUUGAUCCAGGGACACAACUUAAUCCACAUCUGUUAUUCCAUUAUAUUCCAGUUACUACCCUUUAAAAUGUUACACCCCUAAGAAAUAGUUUUAAACUUUUUUUUCAUCACCCAAGUAUAUUUAUAGUAUAGGGCAGCCCUUAAUUUAAGAAAAAUAACAGCAAAGGCCAGUCCCCCAAAAUGGAGCUUAGGGCCAGCUGCGGUGAAACAUGCUCAUGCUCCAAGCUCCAGCAGCGAAACAAUAUCCUUUUUAUAUCAAACAAUUUUAAAUUCAGGAAAAUUUUUACAUUGAAGGGUGUAAAUAAGAUCUCUAAUGUAUAUUUCCUGUACAGGUAUCAAAUUUUACCUACAUUUUAUUUGUCAAAACUCUAUUGUUCUUGAAGGAUUUUGGUAUAAGCCUAAACAUAUCUUUUUAAUUUUUCUGCUGCAACUUAUUUCAGAUUCAAAAUCGAAACAGUUGCACAGAAUCCCUGAAAACCAACAUCACAUGGUCAAUCUGGCCAAACGAAUGGUUAAUGCAUCACCAUCACGCCAAUUUGAAAUGGGAAUGGCAUAUGAGCUAAACGGCUACGUGGCUGAUGGGACAUCUUUUGAUUAUAUGGCCGGAGUGGCAAAGGUGGCCUUUACUUGUCUCAUAUUCUAAAAGGCUAUUUUACAACUUGUAAUUGUUAGAAUAACAUAAACUAAAGUAAACCAAUAUCAAUUUUUAAUUGCUGUCUGAUUUCUAUUUUCUAAAAGAUUUAUAGUCUUAAAAUACCGUAUUUUACUGACUAUAAGAUGCAGUUUUUUCUUCGAAAAAUUGCCUAAAAAAUUCAGGUGCGUCUUAUACUCGAAAUUAAUAUAAAAAUGAUAAAAAUGUUUUUGUUUUUUUUUAAAAUUAAGGUGCGUCUUAUAGUCCAUAGCAUCUUAUAGUCUGUAAAAUAGGGUACCAGGAUUUUUAUACUGAAUAUCAGAAAAUUUAUUGCAACAGUGUUACCAACACACCCCAGUAUCUGAAUUGAUUGCUGAGAAAUUCUGACUUGUAUAACUUUUUUCACCCAUCAACAAUUUUCAUUUUCAGGUUCCUUUUUCUUUUGCUAUAGAAAUGUGGGGGGCAAAAGACCAUGUAGGAAGCAGUUGUUUCGAUGAGUUCAAUCCACCAAGUGAAGAGCUAGAGGUAAAGCUUUGUUGUGAACAAACUUGCUAAUAUAGGAAAUAGGAAAAUAGAAGGGAAAAAGAUUGAUAUUUUGUUUCAUUUGGUUUAGCUGGUGAAGUCUUUCCAAUCCCUGGGAACAUGGAUGCCCAACCAAUAAUAUGGUAUCGUAAGCCCCAUCAGAAAUGAUAUUUUAGGGCAAAAUUUGAAUUCUUGAAAUUUCUGUUAGUUGAGAAAAGUUUAGGUUCGCCAGGGUUUGAAAUAUUCCAAGCAUUGUGUUUAGUAGCACCUGCCAGCAGUCUCUUAUGCUUCCUUUAGUGCAAGAAAUCUUAAUAUAACCUGCAACUGGUGUUUUAUGUUAGAGAUCACAGAGGUUUUUGAUGGCUCUACAUUCUUCAGUCAAAAUGUUCUGUUAUGGAUGCAAAUGCAUGUGUCACUUCUUUACUGUGAAGUGAAUCCCUAGUCUGUGAUGAGAACCACUUUUUAACAUAUGGUAUCACUUAAUAUUACAUCAUUAAUUGGCUCAUUAUUCACACUUUUAUGGACUGUCAGAAUUUAAGGACAACUAUUGCAGAGUGUGUGCUUAAAUGUAUGCACACAUUCAACAGAGACCCUCCUCCCCUUAUUCCUGAUGAGCAAAAUAUCCUAGGUCACCCCAUCCCUGCCCCACCUGUAAGUGCGUACCUAACAUAUGGAUGUCCCCUUAGGUGUCCCCUUAGAGGACAUCUUGCGACAAUUAUAAAAAUUCAGUAUUUAAGGAUGUCAGGUCCUUUACAAAUUUACUAUAGAUCAUGAAUAGUAAUAGUGGUAUUAGGUCUGCCUUUUCUAUGUGUUAGUCUCCAUAUGAUAAAUGAAUGCCUCUAGGUUUGCACAUCAAUGAAUUUUAUAAUCGCAUAUUUUCCAGGAAGAAUUGGCUCUGGUCCAUCCAUUGUAUGUAGAACUUCUUUUGUACCUUUUUCAAUGGAAGAGUGAACAGAAUAAAGUAGAAGUUUCAGUGAGUGGAUUUUAUUGUAAUUAUCGAAAAGGUUUUAUCAACUACUAAUUGAAAACUAACAAUCACUUUUUUCUUUCUUUUAUAAAGAAAAAAUUGCUGGAUAUUUAAAAAAAUAAUUAAAGAUCAAAAUAUUUAAGGUCAAAUAGCAUUACCAAAUGAAUCUUAUUUUUUUAUUUUUUUUUUUAAAUUUAUAGUAAAAAUUGUUUUAGUUUUUAACUCCUCUCAAGAGGUCACACAAUUUGUUACAGUGUUGUCUUGAAACCGAGCCCUGCCCAUUUGUAUGAAUAACAUAUUAUAACACUAACUGGUUAUCUUAUAUUAAAAGCAUAUAAGUAAGUUCAAGGUAAUCAAGGUUACGCAGUAGUUAGAGUGACAUUAUGCCUAAGUUAAUUAAGUUGGUCUGGUUUAGCCUUUUCUGCGUUUAGUGCACUUUUUAGAUAAUUGUUAUUGAAAUAAUUGAAUGUUGAUUUUACGUAGCUUGAUGUUAAUCUCGAGGUUUAGAAUAGUAUGUCAUUAUUAUUAUUCAUGUUCAAUGAAGGCUAGCUAGUAGCCUUGUAAGCAACUAAGGCUCCCUGUUCAGUCUGAAUGGGCAUAUACAGCGAGUGUCGAAUGAAUGUGCACCGAAACUGAGGAAAAAAUGGCAUUUUUUUGAGUUGCAGCACCAGGCCCAAUCACUGAUUACAUUUUUGCAUAAAUAUAGUAAAUGAAAAUCAUUAAUUAAACACGUGUCAUCAAUACAUUUUAACUUCGUUUACAUGCUUUUGUCAUUAGGAAAACAGAAAUGCAGAAUUUAUAUUACACAGAACUAAAAAAGACUACGAAACAGAUAAUAAACAGGAGGAGGAAAUGCUGGAAUCCACACCUCAAGUAAUAACAUUUUUCUUCUUUUAUUCGUUAGUGAAAAAAAAAUAAACAUGCUAAAACCUAAUGCUUAAAGUUUGUCUUUAAACUUUUAUGAAGGAUAUAAAUAAAAUAUAGGGUAAGGUAGGGCAUUAAGCACCACCUUUUUUUGUUUUCUGUGAAUUUUUCUUUAAACUUUUAUGAAGGAUAUAAAUAAAAUAUAGGCCUAUGUAUUUAAAUCGCACUAAAAUGUUUAUUAGGUAUUAUCACACUUUACCGUUAUUAGUUACUCCAAACUGACUAACCACAAUAAUGGUAUAGUUAAUUAUUACCAAGUCAAUGCUUCAAGUUAUUACAUGAAAUGCAAAAUAUGAAACGGCAUGUGACCUUCAGCCCUGUUUUAAGAGGAGCAUGGAAUAAUUAAUAAAUGAUAUGAAGAACACUCAUUUAGCCCGCUGAAUUCCUAACAACAGAAAUUUCAUUUUUUUUCCCACACAGCACCCAACAUCCUUCUCAGAAAGCCAUUUAAUGUAUGCCUUGUUUUCGAUGGUGGCUGCCUUAUGUGUUGUAUUGGGAGCAAGACAUGUGUGUUUUUUAAUGCGUAAAAAACGUAUUGUAAGUCUUAAAUCUCUUAGCUCAACAUUUUCUCUGUUUAAAAGCUAA
Molecule: messenger RNA, 5498 nt
Organism: Lymnaea stagnalis (great pond snail)
Lineage: Eukaryota; Metazoa; Mollusca; Gastropoda; Lymnaeidae
Source: the annotation of a GenBank genome assembly